GAACGCCUGAGGACAAGAGGAAGACGAGGUUCAGGGAAAGAAAGUCGACGAGACGACGCGGGCAGUCGGAGCCGCUGCAGAAUCCAGACCACGAAGCUUUGAAGAUGGAGCUACUGUUUGUGACUCUUUUGAUCCUCUGCAAAACCAGUGACACGCUCUCUACCAACAACGCCUCAGAUAUGAAUCAGCAGACUGGGAUUAGGACCGCUGAAGUUGGAGAGACAGUGACUCUAACCUGUUCCUUCCCGCUUCUCCUGGUGUAUUGUCUGAGUGUCGCUCUGGCAAUAUCUAUCAUCGGGGUCCUUGUUUUGUCUUCCUUCAUGUACACGCUGCAGUUAAAUCUCAAGAGUGCCUGUGAAGGAGUUGAUGCCAAUGAGAGAUUUCCUUCAACCAGAACAGCUGUGCAGGAGCGCGAGCCAGGAGGUCUCCAUUAUGCUGCAGUGAAUCUGAAGAGGAGCAAAGAACAGCAGCUUCAAGGGGACCCAGAAGAGGCUUGUUGUGUAUACUCCAGAGUAAAGAGCCCAAAGGACUAAAUGUCUGAAGCAAGAAAACGACUCACACCACUGACUUAUAUCUGUUUGAAUGUGGUGCAAUGUUUGCCAAAUGAGCAUUGCAAGUGCAGCACCGCUUCGAGAAACAAUAAAAUGUCAAAUUAAUUUAAAUAGCAACGCUGAAGUUUUAUGAAUUUCCCCUUCAAUCACCUUUGCUAACAGUCUGCGAACCUCGC
Molecule: messenger RNA, 727 nt
Organism: Xiphophorus maculatus (southern platyfish)
Lineage: Eukaryota; Metazoa; Chordata; Actinopteri; Cyprinodontiformes; Poeciliidae
Exons: 6
Coding region: 105-533 (142 amino acids)
Source: RefSeq, a predicted model, not a curated record